Messenger RNA from Triplophysa rosa, 6513 nucleotides. RefSeq names its product potassium channel, voltage gated eag related subfamily H, member 7 (gene kcnh7a). The transcript is spliced from 17 exons. The record is from RefSeq and is a predicted model, not a curated record. Lineage: Eukaryota; Metazoa; Chordata; Actinopteri; Cypriniformes; Nemacheilidae. Gene Ontology annotation, molecular function: inward rectifier potassium channel activity. Gene Ontology annotation, cellular component: membrane. The coding region runs from base 575 to 4048 and encodes 1157 amino acids. Gene Ontology annotation, biological process: regulation of ventricular cardiac muscle cell membrane repolarization; potassium ion transmembrane transport; regulation of heart rate by cardiac conduction.
UGCUUUUAACCAUUGAUCUAAAUAAGGACUUGAUGUCAUUUAGUUGGACACCGUAGACGCGGAUAAGAUAAUGUAAUGGACCUUUCCAAUUCGGACCCGAGCGCUUCCGACUUCGCUGUCACGGAUAUCCUGAGGGUGGAAAAAGAAAACCCCACGUGUUUUGGUGUUUGACGUGUUUCGCGGAGAGCGAUCCGCGUGAACCGUGCCCUCCUCCAGCGCUCCCCUCGUGUGCGACGGAUGCCGUUUCCUCUCAUAACCGCGUCGCGCGCAAUGCGCGAGGGCCCCGCGCGGAGAGACAGACGUCACUGCUGGCUUCUCAUAACACCGCUGCUUUGAGAUGCCGCUCGGACCCGCAGCCUCACAGCGCGCCGCGUUUCCUCGCCUUUCGUUUCGCGCAACGGCCACCGAAGACCAACACGGGAAUGCAUCGCGGGCAGCGGGAAUCUAACGUCAACGGGAGCGGUGGACAUAAGGAGAAGACUCCGCCGGAAUGACCCCGCGUCUCCUCGCGCUGCGCUCUUGAAGCUCGUCAAGCGGAUUCGCAGGGACGCGCGAUCCCUACCAGGCGUCAGUCAUGCCGGUGCGGCGGGGUCACGUCGCGCCGCAAAACACAUUUCUCGGCAUUAUCAUUCGCAAAUUCGAGGGACAAAACAAGAGAUUUGUCAUAGCCAAUGCACGCGUCCAGAACUGUGCCAUCAUCUACUGCAACGAUGCCUUCUGUGAAAUGACGGGCUUUUCCCGGCCGGACAUCAUGCAGAAGCCGUGCACCUGCGACUUCUUGCAUGGACAGCUGACCAAACGGCACGCCAUCGCGCAGGUAGCGCAGGCUCUGCUGGGCUCGGAGGAACGCAAAGUGGAGAUCGCGUAUCACCGCAAGGACGGUUCAGACUUCAUGUGCACGACACACAUCAUUCCAGUAAAGAACCAGGAAGGCGUUGUCAUGAUGUUCAUACUGAGCUUCGAUUAUGUGCUGAAUGACGGAAGCAUGGACUCAUUAGACCGACUCAACCACACCUCUCCAACCAGACAAGAACAAAAAAAGGGCCGUUUCUUUCGCUUCCGUCUGCCGGCGCCGCUGAGCAUGCUGGGAGUGAGCAAGCAGUCUCUCCCUCAGGAAGACCCGGACGUGGUGACCAUCCAUUCGGCCGAUCAGAACGAGAAACACUCGUCCUGCUCGUCGUCUCUCUCUCUUUCCCUCUCUCCACGUGAUCUCCACCCCCCCACCGGCGAGAGCUGUAGCCCCUCCUAUGGAAAUGACACCCAGGCUCUGAUUGGUCAGAGUUGUUUGGGGUCGUGCUCGCCUAUUUCAGGGCCGCAGGACCACUCGUCUCCGCGGGGCCCGUGGGAGCGGCCGGACCCUCAGGAGCCUGUGGGGGUCGUGUCCCGCAGGGCGUCACAUGCCAGUAUGUGCACGUUUAGAAGAGCGUCAUCUACACAAGAUCAAGAAGGACUCGGCACACACACACAGAGGACGUACCGUGAUCGGCACGCAAGUGAAGAUAACGGCCGCAGUAUUAAAGUGUCGCGCUCUUGGAUGGCCGUGGGUCCAUUUAAUCAGAUCAAGUCCAGUCUGUUGGGCUCCACGUCUGACUCAAACCUCACCAAGUACAGCACCAUCAACAAGAUUCCUCUCAUCACCCUGAACUUCUCCGAGACCAACAACGACAAGCGGGCGUCCUCGCCACAUUCCUCUGAGAAAACCAUCAUCGCACCCAAGGUCAAAGAUCGGACACAUAACGUCACAGAGAAGGUCACACAGGUGUUGUCGCUAGGCGCCGAUGUGCUUCCAGAAUAUAAGCUUCAGACGCCACGUAUGGACAAGUUCACCAUAUUACACUACAGCCCCUUCAAGGCCGUCUGGGAUUGGCUGAUCCUGUUGCUUGUCAUCUACACCGCCAUAUUCACGCCCUACAGCGCCGCCUUCCUUCUCAACGACCCGGAGGAACAGAAGAGACGCGUGUGCGGCUACUCCUGCAGUCCGCUCAACGUGGUGGACCUGAUCGUAGACAUCAUGUUCAUUGUGGACAUUCUCAUUAAUUUCCGCACUACAUACGUCAACAUCAACGAGGAGGUGGUCAGCCAUCCGGCAAAGAUAGCCGUGCAUUACUUCAAGGGCUGGUUCCUCAUAGAUAUAGUGGCGGCCAUCCCCUUUGACCUGCUCAUCUUUGGAUCAGGAUCUGAGGAGACCACGACUCUGAUUGGCCUGCUGAAGACUGCCCGACUUUUGCGAUUGGUCCGCGUGGCACGGAAGCUAGACCGUUACUCAGAGUAUGGAGCGGCUGUCCUCAUGCUCCUCAUGUGUAUAUUUGCACUCAUCGCUCAUUGGCUGGCCUGUAUAUGGUAUGCCAUCGGUAAUGUGGAGAAGCCGUAUCUGAAGAACACCAUUGGUUGGUUGGAUAAUCUGGGCAUGUCCAUUGGAAAGCAGUACAACUACAGUGAUCCCGCCUCUGGCCCGUCCAUCAAGGACAAGUACGUCACGGCGCUUUAUUUCACCUUCAGCAGUCUGACCAGCGUGGGCUUCGGGAACGUUUCACCCAACACCAACUCCGAGAAGAUCUUCUCCAUCUGUGUCAUGCUCAUCGGCUCUCUCAUGUAUGCCAGUAUCUUUGGAAAUGUGUCUGCUAUUAUCCAGCGUCUGUACUCAGGAACGGCUCGGUAUCAUCUGCAGAUGCUUCGGGUCAAAGAAUUCAUCCGCUUCCAUCAGAUACCCAACCCGCUCCGACAAAGACUGGAGGAAUACUUCCAACACGCAUGGACCUACACCAACGGCAUCGACAUGAACAUGGUACUGAAGGGUUUUCCAGAGUGCCUGCAGGCUGAUAUCUGUCUUCAUCUUAACCAAAGUUUGCUCCAGAGCUGUAAGGCAUUCCACGGGGCGACCAAGGGAUGCCUGCGGGCGCUGGCCAUGCGUUUUAAGACCACCCACGCCCCGCCGGGUGACACACUGGUGCAUUGUGGGGACGUUCUCACGGCCAUCUACUUUCUCGCCAGGGGAUCCAUCGAGAUCCUCAGAGAUGACAUCGUGGUGGCCAUCCUGGGUAAGAACGAUAUUUUUGGUGAGAUGAUUCAUCUGUACGCCAAGCCGGGGAAAGCCAACGCUGACGUUCGAGCUCUGAGUUACUGUGAGCUGCACACCAUCCACAGAGAAGAGCUUCUGGAGGUUCUGGACAUGUAUCCUGAAUUCUCUGACUACUUUCUGUCCAACCUGGAGCUCACGUUCAACCUGCGACAGGAGAUCGCAAAGGGUGCCGUGGCUCCACAGACGAACAUCUACAUGACUCAAAGUGACUCAGACACUGAGGAUCCAGACGUCAGGAAUAAAUCCUGCUGUAAGAGCAAACGCUCGGCAGGUACACCCAACAGAUCGAGCAGAGCAGAGAGAGAGACGGUACGAGAGGAGGAGGAGACAGUGAGACCUUUGGGUUUGGGGGUUCUGGGUCGACCCCUUCCAGUCCAUCUCAACACCAUCCCUCACACAUAUACUUCAGAUAACAAUGACGUGUGCGCUGAAGAAUGGCCUUGUGGGAAUGCAGAUGACUCAGCGAAAUCUCAGGACAAAGAGGGAGGAGACGACUGUGAAAGUGACAUCACGUUCGGAGAAAUGGAGCAGCGGCUGGAUCUACUGCAGGAACACCUGAACAGGCUGGAAUCUCAGAUGACUACAGACAUUCAGGCUAUUUUACAGUUACUUCAGAGACAGAGCGCUUCAGGACCUCCAGCGUACAGCACUGUAGCCGUCAGUCCAGAAUAUAACAAACCUGUACAGCCCGUCACCGCCAUACAGACGCAGAGUCCCAAACAAGAGAAAGUCUGCAGCGAAGACUCCACACCUGCCGUUACCACGGAGAUGACCUGUGAUGUCAGCACAACGACCGCACCGGUGCCGGACCCUCGGUGGGAGGCGGGGCUAAAGCCAAUGGAAAAUGAGCAUCCGAGAUCACUCCAGCUGUCAAUCAGACAAGCUUCCCUCCCGGACUCAUCGCCCGGCAACAGCACUGCGCUGGAUCUCCACAGACCCUCCUCUGAUCCUGGACUUCCAGGACAGUAACGUGAGCUCAGACGUUAACGUUUGAACGCUUCACAAAAGAAAAUUGACCAAGACAAAUGAUUAGAGCCAAUAAUUCCUGAUUAUCUUGAGGUUUGAAGAGCUCGUGUAACUAUGCACAGACAGAACCGAUUCUCCAGAAAUCUCUUCCCUUCAAAACAGCCCCUGACUCAGGGUAGAGAGCUCAAAGUCAUAUGCACAUGAUUGAAAUCCACCCUCCGUGUCCCGUUUAGUUCUCUUCAGAUCCAGUUGUGAAUCAAAAGCAGGUAAACAGAUGCAUUAAUGCAGAAUCGGUUUCAAACGUGUUCAUUUUGUAAAUACAGAAACGGAACGGUGCACACGGGCGCUCAUGAUGAAUAGGGAUGGGUAUCGUUAAGAUUUUAACGGUAUUACUACUCUUAUCGAUACUGCUUAUCGGUCCGGUACUUUAACGGUAUUCUUAUCGGUACUUUUUGAUAUAAAGAUAUGUCGUCUUGGGGAUGGACCAGCGGAAUCGGAAGGAGUGGGUUGGUUUUCUACAUCUUAAAAAAACAUUUCAAAAUCUUAAUAAUUAUUUGUGCAUGUUUAUUUUGUGUAUACUGCACUGAAUUAUGUAAGUUCUCAGUGUAAUAAUAAAUGAUUACACAUAUAGGCUGAUUAUUAAGUAGUUAAUAGGAAAUGGAUUAAAUGUGUAAUUUCCUUUCACCCAUGUUGAAUUAGCAUAGUUUUAACGUAAGGUAAUGGAAACCAGUUUGAUCGAAUUUACAGUUGUUUUAAAUAGGGUGAAUGGCAUUAGCAUAUUUUAUAUAAAUAAUGUCAGAGUUCAAGGAACGUCUGUUAGCAUUCAGCAUACAUACCUGACGUAGAUGGGCCAUCAAGAGAUGAACUAGAUUGGGCCGAGCAGUCAAAAACAGAGCAUCUGUACAUGAUGCACUUUUGACAGGUGCUUUGUGUUUCCACCCUUACAAGCAAAGGUUUUGUUGCACUUGUGGCUACGAGCAUUGUCACUGUUAGCAUCAACUUUGGUGAAGUGUAACCACACUUUUGAACGUUUAGUUCUCUCGCCAUCGUCGCGUCUUUCUUCUCUGCGAGACACGUGACGUGCCGCGCCGCCUCGCGCGCUCUGCUGGGAAUAACGAAUAUGCUUGCGCCAAAGACUAAGUUCUUGGUGUUAUUGAAAAUUAGAAACUAUUGUUGCAAUAAAAUAUAAGAUUUUUUCCCUGAGGACCGAAAGCAGAACCGAUAAGGGCGGAGCUUAUCGAUGCUCCGGUCUUUCUUAAUUUCGCCCCGGGGCCCGUUUAUACCGGGUUUCGGUACCCAUCCCUAAUGAUGAAGAAAGGUGCAUGCUGGGAGAAAAAAGCAGUGUUUGUUUUUUGCAUGUUAAAAGACACUCGCAUUGUUAACCAAGUGCUAUGAGCUUGUUUUUUGUUUCCUAUAUCACCUAUUUGUGAUUUAUAUACGUAUUUAUUUACUUACUACGAGAUUCCUGGUAUUCAGGAAGAAUCUUUACUUGAACUGAACGCUGCGAAGCCUCAUCGUCCCCACACGUCAUCUCAAAAUAUCGCACUGUUUUUCCCCAUAUCACGAUCCCACAGGCCAGUUACAGUCGAAGGAAUUUUAACAUCACCAGUAUUGAAAAACAAUUAUGUCUCAGUGUUGAAUUUGAUGAAACCCGUUCACACUGCGCGCAAAUCCAGUUUGACUUCAAAUCCCAGUUUUUUUUUUGUCGUGUACCUUCAUUUCUCGUACAAUUUAGACGUAAACACCACGUCACGCUUGCGAUAUUCUGGAAGCUGUAGCAGUGUUAUCAUUUAUUUAUUAUCUGUAGAAAUAAAUCCGGAUUAUGAGACGCGGGGAACCCAAAUCUCUGGCUUUAGUAGCAGCCGUCAUCUCCGGAUCGUAAUCCAGAAUAAAGCACAGAACUCGUAGUCUUGCAGUAUGACAUGACUCGAGCUGCAUGUUUUAACCAAAGUUAGUUAGUAGUGUUAAUCGUGUAAUCCACAUGUUAUGAGAUGCAUCCGAACACGCAGUCUUCCUAGAAAACAAAACGUAUGCAUGUCUUUAGUCGUUUCCUCGUAGGGUUGCCAGAUUUAGAUCUUGGACGUGGAUGAAUGAAUGAAUCCGGUGGGACAUAUCAGUGUAUUGGAGAGAGAGGCUCUGAAUUCACGUCACGUGUUUCGGAGCCGGGAACGCUGGCACGUGGCACGUGAAGAAGAGGAUGAGAGAAGGAUACGAUACUAUUGCGAUCUUUUGCACAAACUCUUUGAAACAUCUUGUACAGUGUCACUUUUUAAAACUAGUGCUGUUGGCAGAAUUGUUUUUAUGCAUUUUUUUAAAUGUUUGACACUGUAUUUUAUAUAACGCAACACGUAACAGCAGGUUAGAAUGUUUUCUUCCUUGGAUAUAUUAUUGGUAUGUAUUAUAGCCUAUUUAUGCUGUAUAUUGUGAAUAUACCAUGCACAACUGUGUAUAUUAAUAAAGAACAGAAU